This is a messenger RNA of Emericellopsis atlantica, 1770 nucleotides long. Its product is annotated as beta-lactamase/transpeptidase-like protein. The record is from RefSeq and is a predicted model, not a curated record. The transcript has 4 exons. Lineage: Eukaryota; Fungi; Ascomycota; Sordariomycetes; Hypocreales; Bionectriaceae. Bases 185 to 1354 code for a protein of 389 amino acids.
GUUGCGGUGCAACGUUUACUGUGCAGAAAGCACAUGAAGGAGAUAAUGCACCCUGCUUGUAAGCUAGCCCACGGCACUUUGGGUGCGCGGGGUCUUUGGCUCCUUUCAACUUGGUCUUUACAAAUACACUACGCCUCAACUGCCUGCGUGUACCGUGCUAAUUCCACAUAUUUCGACCGUCAAGAUGGCCUCCUCUAUUGACUCAACGUUUAAUAAUGCAGUAACAAACAAAGAUAUUCCGGGUGCUGUUCUCGCGGCCAGCAACACUGGUGGUUCUCACAAGUUCUUGAAGACUUUCGGCUUUUCGACUCUCCGGACUGAUGAUGGCACUGACAGAUCCAUGACACCUGACACUCUGUUCUGGCUGGGGUCUUGCACAAAACUUCUGACGGUCAUCGCAGCAUUGCAAUGCGUUCAGAAAAGGCACUUCACACUCGACGAAGAUGUCACCAGACUGUUGCCAGAGCUCAAAGACAUUCAGGUUCGACAGCCUCCUCAGGACGGGGCCAGCGAGCCCAAGUUUUCAAAGACUACCAAGAUCAUUACCCUCAGACAUCUUCUCACCCAUACAUCGGGUCUCAGCUAUACAAAAUUUGGCGACCUGACUUUGCCACUCAUUGAUCGUUGUCUUAGCCCUCUGAACUUUGAGCCCGGUGAGGGUUUCAUAUACGGCACUGGCGUAGACUUUGCUGGUUUCAUGGUCGAGCGAGUCAGCGGGCUCACGCUUGAAGCCUAUCUACGCAAGAACAUUGGGGAGCCUCUCGGCAUCAAAUCGAUUUGCUUCAGACCAGCGGACUAUCCCGCCCUCCGCGAGAAACUUGCCGACGUCAGCAUUCGCAAGGACAAGGCUGGCCCCGUGGAGUGGACGCCGGCUACGAUCUGGCCCCUUGACACUGAGGGCGACAGCGGCGGCUCGGGGGCAUAUGCAACAAUUGCCGACUUCCACAAAGUCCUUCACUCUAUCACAGCCAACGACGGUGUCCUUCUCCAUAGCGACAUGGCAGAAGAACUGUUCCGACCGAACAUGGACCCAGUCGUCCGCCAAGCCGUUAUGAAGGCGCUGGAAGACGAGAACAGAAACAACAUUUACGGCGGUCUUCCCAAGGGUACGCAGGUGGCGUAUGCCAUUGGCGGCAUGGUCGUUCUGGAGGACCUGCCAGGGCGGAGACCGAAAGGUGCGCUGCAUUGGGGCGGACUGCUCAAUGUCUUUUUCUGGAUGGACCGCACAAACGGUUUCUGUGGUAUUUAUGGGAGCCAGGUGUUUCCUGCGGGAGAUCCGAAAUGCCUGGCUCUCUUUGCUGAGUUUGAGCGCAGAACAUACGACAUCUGUUACGCGGCCGCUGAUUACAAGUAGUAGAAGACUUUAGUACAGUUUAAGAUGAGAACUGAAGUUACAUUUCGUGCGUAAUGCUUGAGGCGACGCGAGGGAUUCUAUGUACGUUUGCGCCUGACUAUGAACUGCAUCUCUGAGUGAAUGUAGAUAUCUCCAUCCAACUCAUGCGCUGCUCUCUCAAAGGCCUCUUCGAUUUGUUCUUUGGUCCGACCUUCUGACUCGUCACCAACCAUGAGCGGCAUCAUGGCGGUGCAAGCGCCACGAAGAAAGUCUUUGCUUUGCGUCUUGACCUUUUCGUGGUCGUGAUAGUGAUCCGUUGGGUAUACUUCGAGGGCGAGGUCCUCUAGCUGGUGCUUGUCGCACAGCUGCGGCAGAGUCUCGGGUCCGGGAGGGAUGGCAUUGUUAUAUCCAGUGAGGAAAUGGCCUACGGCUGUCCG